AUGGCUAUACACGCAGUACAUGUCAAUACAUGUAAUUCAUGGGAGUACAUGGCUGUACAUGACAGUACACAGCUAUAUAUGGCAGUACUUGGCAAUACAUGGCAAAACAUAGUAAUACAUAAUAAUACAUAGUAAUACAUACCAAUACAUGGCAGUACAUGGUAUACAUGGCUAUGCAUGGCAGUACAUGGUAAUACAUAGCAAUACAUAGCAAUACCUGGUAAUACAUGGCAAUACAUGGCUAUACAUGGCUAUACAUGGCAAUACAUGGCAAUACAUGGUAACACAUGAUAAUAUAUGGCUAUAUAUGGCAAUACAUGGUAAUACAUAGUAAUACAUGACUAUACAAGGCAAUACAUGGCAAUACACGCCUGUACAUAGUACUACAUGGCAAAACAUAGCUAUACAAAGCUAUACAUGGGAAUACAUGGUAAUACAUAAGAAUACAUGGCAAGACAUGGCAAUACAUGGCAGUACAUUGUAAUACGUUGCAAUACAUGGCUAUACAUGGGUAUACAUGGCUAUACAUGAGUAUACAUGGUAAUACAUGGCUAUACAUGGUAAUAAAUGGCAAUACAUAGUAAUACAUGGCAAUACAUGGCUAUACAUGGGUAUACAUGGCUGUACAUGGCUAUACAUGGUAAUACAUGGUAAUACAUGGCAAUACAUGGCAAUACAUGGGUAUACAUAGCUAUACAUUGGUACACAUGGUAAUACGUGGCUAUACAUGGCUAUACAUGGCAUUACAUGGCUAUACAUGGCAAUACAUGGGUAUACAUGGUAAUACAUGGCAAUACGUGGUAAUACAUGGCAAUACAUGGCUAUACAUGGGUAUACAUGGCUAUACAUGAUAAUACAUGGCUAUACAUGGUAAUACAUGGCAAUAAAUGGUAAUACAUGGCAAUACAUGGCUAUACAUGGGAAUACAUGGCUAUAUAUGGGUAUACAUGGCAUUACGUGGCUAUACAUGGCAAUACUUGGCUAUACAUGGGUAUACAUGGUUGUACAUGAGUAUGCAUGGUAAUACAUGGCUAUACAUGGGUAUACAUGGCAUUACGUGGCUAUACAUGGCAAUACUUCGCUAUACAUGGGUAUACAUGGUUGUACAUGAGUAUACAUGGUAAUACAUGGCUAUACAUGGUUUUACAUGGCUAUAAAUGGCAUUACAUGGCUAUACAUGGCUAUACAUGGCAAUACAUGGGUAUACAUGGUAAUACAUGGCAAUACAUUGGUAUACAUGGUAAUACG
Molecule: messenger RNA, 1248 nt
Organism: Porites lobata
Lineage: Eukaryota; Metazoa; Cnidaria; Anthozoa; Scleractinia; Poritidae
Source: the annotation of a GenBank genome assembly